AUGGCCACACUCGAAACUCUAAAGUCACAUCUACGGGGAUCCACUGCAAUGAAGCAGUCCGCAACGAAGUCAUUGUCCCCUGCACAAUACAGCGCUGGCUUCGAGAUCUUGGUGCAGGGCCCAGGAUGGAUGACCUACCGAGACUUCAUUGUGCCUCAAUUGUCUCUUCUCCUAGCUCCCCUCAUCCAUUCGCGCAUCGACAUCUCGGUGCUAGAGAUUGGGCCCGGCCCAAAGAGCGUACUCGGAAAUCUGCCCGGUAAUCUGAGAAGGAGCAUUAGGAGAUACACUGCAUUUGAGCCCCAUGGAGAUUUUGCUUCAAGAUUGCAAGAUUGGGUUGGCUCAACGUCAGAGACAAGAUCCCCAUUCCCCUGCCUGGAGAGCCCAUCCAAUAUCCAUCGAAAGCCAUUCGGUGUCGACUACAAUACUGGCAGCGGUGUCGGCUGCAAGACGAGUGAUGUCGAUGAGAAGUUUGACGUCAUCCUAUUCUGUCAUAGCAUGUACGGAAUGAAUCCCAAGGGCAGGUUCAUCGAACGAGCGCUGAAGAUGCUCGAUGAGCGGGUUGAAGGCGGGAUGGUUGUUGUUUUCCAUCGAGAGGGGACGCUGCAUACCGACAAACUGACGUGUAGCCGGACAGCUUCCUUCCCGGCCGGAGUCACUCGCGUGGCGGAUGAAGACAAGGCACUGGACUGUUUUGCGGCUUUCAUUGCCGGAUUCGUUAUGCUGGAUGCAGAUGCUGACAGGGCUGUCCGAGCCGAACGGCGCGAUUUGUGCCGCACCUUGGGGCGUCGCGCCGAGACGCACCCCGAUCAUCUUGUGUUCAGCUCUCCUAACACAAUGGUGGCCUUUACCCAGCAUGCGGCCACGUUGCCGGAGCUGCUGGCACAGGUACCAUUGUUGAAGGAGGAUAAGGUGAUCAAAAACCCCGAGGCUCGCCUGCACCGUGCUGCUUCGAUUGUCAAGCCGACCGAGGUCCAAAAUGUCCAGCGAUGCGUUCGAUGGGCCAUGAAGCACCGCGUCGGCCUAACCCUGCUUGGCGGGGGGCACAGCGGUCACUGCCUUUGGCCCAACGUCGUUUCGGUCGACAUGAGUGCCUUUGACCAGAUACAUAUUCUCACGGAUGAGGAGGACAGAGAGGGAUCCAGGUCCGAUCCUGCCCCCGUCGUCAUCGCCGGAGCGGGCUGCAAGACGGGCGACAUCGUCCGCGAGACCAUGGCGGUGGGCUUGACAGUGCCCUUGGGUUCCCGGCCCAGCGUAGGCGCGGGACUGUGGCUUCAGGGCGGUAUUGGGCACUUGGCCAGACUGUAUGGGCUCGCGUCUGAUGCCAUAAUCGGCGCCGUAGUAGUCAGCGUCGACUCUGGCGAGAUACUCUGCCUCGGACACGUACCAACCCCACACCGGCCGGCCGCUGCCAAGCGCCCGCAACACGAAACCGAUAUGCUAUGGGCAAUCAAAGGCGCUGGAACCAAUUUUGGCAUCGUCAUUAGUGCGACUUUCAAGGCGUUCGCGGCUCCAGAUUAUCUGCUCCGAACUUGGUUGAUUCCUCUGAGCGAUGCCCAGUGGGCGCGGAACAAGCUCGCUGACUUCGAUACAGUCGUCGCUAGUAGACUUCCUCGGAGUUGUUCGGCAGACGCAUAUUUGUACUGGGACGAUGGCCAAGUGCAUCUUGGUGUGACCGUGCUUGAAGCCUCUACGGAGGGCCCGACCUUCCGGAUGCCUACGUCCAUGCUUACAUUUCUUGGGGCGGAACACAGCCACAAGGCCGUGGACGGUGUCGGCUUGUUUGAGACCGACUUAUACCUGUGUGGUAUGCACGGCGGACACGGCGGCGGUAAGACCUACUCUUUCAAGCGAUGCGUAUUCUUAAAACACAUCGGAGCAGGGAGCAUCACCGACGUCCUGGUAGCAGCCGUCGAGACUCGCCCAUCGCCGCUCUGCUACCUUCAUCUACUACACUGUGGCGGAGCGGUCCGUGACGUGGCGGCUGAUGCCACUGCUUUCGGCUGUCGCGAUUGGAAUUUUGCCUGUGUCGUAACCGGCGUCUGGCCUCGCAACCUGGAUGGAACCGACACCGCCCAAGCUGCAGUGCGUUGGGUUUAUCACGUCGUCAGGGACUUAUUGCCCUUAAGCGUGGGGGCUUACGGAGCCGAUCUAGGACCGGACCCUAGAGAUAUCUCGCUGGCGGCCGAGGCCUUUGGGCCCAACCAGCCGCGGUUGGCCCGUCUAAAACACACCUGCGACCCACGCAAUAUGCUGGCUUACGCCUGUCCGCUCCCGAGAGCGCCGACGAGACAGCGCCUCGUCAUCCUUGUCACGGGCGAGAGCUGCGCGGGCAAAGACUAUUGCGCCAGCAUCUGGGUCGAAGUGUUGAACAAAAACACCCAGAAGGCCCUCACAGCACGUGCAGUUAGUAUUAGCGAUACCACCAAGCGAGAAUACGCAGCGGCUACCGGGGCCGAUCUGAAACGCCUGCUUUGGGACCGUGGCUACAAGGAGCAACACCGGCCGGCGUUGACGAUGUUUUUCCAGCGUCAGGUGCAGCAACGACCUCGCCUACUGGAGGAGCAUUUCCUUAGUGUAGUGCACGGCGCGACAGAUGUAGACGUGCUGCUAAUCACCGGAAUGCGUGAUGAGGCGCCGGUCGCGGGCCUGUCGCAUUUAGUUCCGGGCAGACUGAUCGAGGUCUGUGUCACCGCCAGCGAGGACACGCGGCGUCUUCGCCGAGGCUGCCACAUGAACCACGACGGUGGUGACGAUGGUGGUGGUGACAGGGGUAACAAAGGCAAGAUCAAUAGCGGAUCCCAGUUGGCGGACUUGAAAUGCAGCCCCAGUCUCGUCUUCGAUAAUGACGAGUUAGGAACGGAGGCGCCAACAGAAUUUGCCGAACGGCGCCUGCUUCCCUUCUUGCAACAGGACCUGCAGCGACUGGCCGAUAUGGUGCGCCUGGUACCGGACUUUCCACGCUCAGGCAUCGAGUUCCGCCAUGUGCUUGGCAUCGCUCAACAGAAGCGGGGGCUCACCCUCUGCACAUCGCUGCUGCAGGCUCACUUUACCGGAGAUUGGUCCCGAGUCGAUGCAGUGGCUUGUUGCGAGGCGGGCGGCUUCAUUUAUGCGUCGGCGUUGGCCGCACAUGUUGGUGUCCCCCUGGCGCUGAUUCGCGAAGCCGGCAAGCUCCCGCCACCUACGGUUUCUGUUCCCAAAUCCCAGUCGCAUAUCUCGUCUAUGGCACCAAGCAACUCUAGGGAGCAGAGGAUCGAGUUGGGCCGGGAUGUAGUCUCCAAAGGCUCCUCAGUGGUGGUUGUAGACGAUGUGCUUGCUACAGGGGAGAGUCUCUGCGCGGUGCUGCGACUAUUAGGUAAAGCCGGCACCAAUACCGAGGAUGUGAGCAUUAUGAUCGUGGCCGAGUUCCCUAUCCAUCGUGGUCGGGAGCUGCUGCGCAGGCAUGGUUUUGGCAAAGUCAAGGUUCACAGCCUCUUGGUCUUCCCAGGUGUCUAG
Molecule: messenger RNA, 3492 nt
Organism: Diaporthe amygdali
Lineage: Eukaryota; Fungi; Ascomycota; Sordariomycetes; Diaporthales; Diaporthaceae
Exons: 1
Coding region: 1-3492 (1163 amino acids)
Biological process (GO): cholesterol biosynthetic process
Cellular component (GO): cytoplasm
Molecular function (GO): FAD binding; phosphomevalonate kinase activity
Source: RefSeq, a predicted model, not a curated record